AUCUCCUCUUCUCCCACCACCUCAGUCCCGCCCGACUCCCCCUUUGCCAGCGCAUAGCGGAGAGACGAAUACCUCAAUCCCAGUAAUCCUCCAUACCUAGCGACCCCCACGCUGUUCUCCCAGAUGAGCGGCGCAAGCCUGUGGUCCACCUGGUACAACGCUUCCUUCUCGCGCUCACGGGGGCCUCUGAGGACACCGGCGUAUCUCGCGCGAGAGACCGCGAACAACAACACGCCUGCACCGAUGGCGGCAGCACCGAUUGGCGGGGCCAUUGUGAUCGACAUGGAGGAGGAGAGUAAGGGGAAGGAGGAGUCCCUGUUCGGGCCUAGCAUUGGGAUCGUCAACACGGGCCCGGAGUGGACGGCGCUCAAUGAGAAGCGAUUGGUGGAGGAUGAGCUGACGCAGGACGUAGUCAAGGGAUGGGUCGAGAAGAGCCAGUCGGGCACCCAGCCUACCACGACCCUGCAGGCACUCGUCAACCUCAAGCGCCCCACGCUGCGGCUGUCUCCCCUCGCCCCGCUCGACUCUGCUGAUACUUCCCAUCACGCCCUACAGCACGGCAUCUCUUUCUCGUUCGACUGCGACUCCCCACAAUGCGGGAUCUACAUCUACGCGAUGAUCCCUGCCACGCAUCCAGACUCGCCGCUCUACAAGGGCGGGAACUCGUCGGAGGCGGAUGCAAAUGCGCCACUCACGAAGGUGCUGCUGUACGAGCAGGUGACGGAUGGUGGCUUCGGCAAGGUUCUCAACGUCGAAGAUGGCGCCGCGAUUGAGCUCUCGCGCUUCCUGCCCUCGCACAAGCAAUCCAAGCCUCGUAAUCCCGAGGCCAUCGACUCGUCCACCUCUCUCGAGCCGCCCUCAGAUUCAAGCACGCCCCCAAACGAGGACAACUCGGCGGGCAACCGCGCGCGUCGCUUCACCCACUUCCAUCUCCGUCGCUCGAUCUUCCACUCGAGCUCCGACGCCGAUAGACAGCGUAAUCGUGCUGCCUCGGGCCCUGCGCUUGCUGUCGUGGACACGCUGGACCCGUCGAAUCAGGCGCCGCAUGCUGAGGACGAGGGCUCGGAGGUGAAGCUCAUGAUCCGGCUGGCAGCACUCGAUGACCAGGGAACGGAGUUGUCAUUGCCGAACGAACAAGUGACGUUCCUCAGUGUCGCUCGCCACGGCCCGAAGGUCUCCAGGAAGGCGACCGAGGACUCCGGUGCAAAUGCAGAGUCCGCGGCCGAGGCGUCGAACGCCAACGCAGACGAGGCUACUGGCGAAAACACCGCCACCGCCCCGGCCCCCAAGCCCGACGACGAAGAGGAAGACACGCGCCCCUGGGUCGUCCGCGUCGUCAAGCGCGAGGCCACCAUCGGCCCGCACACCUUCCAGCUGCACGAGAUCUACGGCCUCGCGUCGCACUCCGUCAAGCCCGCCGCACCCCCUGUGCCCACUGCCGCCGCCCCCUCCUCUCCCACCUCUGCUACGCAAACCCACACUUACCCACCCGCGGCGAUCACCGCCGGCCUCGCGGACGACGAGAGCGAGGAUUGUCUACUCUGUUUGUCCUCCCCGCGCGAGGUCGUCCUUCUGCCCUGCCGUCACCUCGUCGCGUGUAAGGAGUGCGCGAUCAAUAUGGUCGAGUAUGGCGCGGGUGGGGCGCUCAAUGUCUCAUCGUCGGAGCCAGCGGCGGGCGUCGCUGGCGUAGGCGCGGGUGGCGGGGCCGAGGGUGAGAACGGAAAUGGGGAGGGUGGACAGGAAGGUGGAAACGCAGCGGAUGCCGUCGUUCCUGCGCCGCCACCCCUGGCCAAUGUGACGGAGCAGCGUAGGCGCAAGAGGCGCGCGAAGGGCUGGUUCUGCCCUGUUUGUCGGCAACCGUACACCAGCCUUCUCCGUAUCAGCACCUCCGCUCCACCGCCUCCUGCCCCCGAAGGCGACGCUGCGCCGGCCUCGCCGACCCAAGAGGACGAUUCCGCCGCGCACGCCAGCUCAGGCAACGCGAUGAGGAAUCUGUUACGCCCUCAGUUCCUGCGCGCGUUCUCGAGGCCGGGCAGCAAUGUCAAUGGGGCAAAUGCAGCCAGCGCGCCCAUCACGAGCGCGAAUAGCGCUGGCAACACCGGAAAUGCGAGCGGUGCCGCGAGCGCGCCUGCGACGGAUGUGGAGCUCGCGAGAGUGGUAUAAGACGUGGGCGAACAGAUGACGAGGCGUAAGAGCCCUUUGAGUCGCCGAGGUAGCAGUGGAGACUGAUGCGAGAGGAGGCGAGUAAUGAUGUUACGAAGGAGGCGGACAUGGGUUGAUAGGCGGCGGCGCGCCAUCCUAUACGCUCGACAUGAACUAUUCCGGUUGAUAGAUGGCUCUACCAUGUACUUGUAUUUCUGUAGCCCGACGUCCUGCCUGUACGUUUAGUGUAUUUAAUCAGAUUGACUCGAUGUCCAUGGCGCUGCC
Molecule: messenger RNA, 2427 nt
Organism: Schizophyllum commune H4-8
Lineage: Eukaryota; Fungi; Basidiomycota; Agaricomycetes; Agaricales; Schizophyllaceae
Exons: 4
Coding region: 124-2163 (679 amino acids)
Biological process (GO): protein ubiquitination
Cellular component (GO): cytoplasm
Molecular function (GO): ubiquitin protein ligase activity
Source: RefSeq, a predicted model, not a curated record